Molecule: messenger RNA, 1256 nt
Organism: Impatiens glandulifera
Lineage: Eukaryota; Viridiplantae; Streptophyta; Magnoliopsida; Ericales; Balsaminaceae
Product: putative NAC domain-containing protein 94
Exons: 3
Coding region: 1-1074 (357 amino acids)
Biological process (GO): regulation of DNA-templated transcription
Molecular function (GO): DNA binding
Source: RefSeq, a predicted model, not a curated record
AUGGAUCAUGAGAAGAAGAAAGAUGUGGAUAAGAUGGACGAUGUCAUUCUUCCCGGAUUCAGAUUUCACCCUACAGAUGAAGAGCUCGUUGGAUUCUACCUGAUUAGGAAGAUUCAACAACGACCUCUUUCAAUUGAGCUGAUUAAGCAAGCUGAUAUCUACAAAUAUGAUCCAUGGGAUCUACCAAAAUUGGCAUCUAAUGGAGAGAAAGAAUGGUAUUUCUACUGCCCAAGAGACCGUAAAUACAGAAACAGUGCGAGGCCUAACCGUGUGACUGGAGCCGGUUUCUGGAAGGCAACAGGUACUGACCGGCCUAUAUACUCCUCUAAUGGAACCAAAUGCAUCGGUUUGAAGAAGUCCCUAGUCUUCUACAGGGGAAAGGCUGCCAAAGGAAUUAAAACUGAUUGGAUGAUGCAUGAAUUCCGCCUUCCUUCUAUUUCUGAUUCCAUGACACCAACCAAGAAGCUGUUUCAUGUCAAAAACAUUCCUGCAAAUGAUGCAUGGGCAAUAUGCAAGAUAUUCAAGAAAGCAACCACUAUGGCACAAAGAGUCCUCGCUCAAGGAUCCAAUUUAUUCAACCAAAACGUUUUUCCUGCACAUUUUAGCCCCGAAAAUAUAUCAUCUUGCUCAAACGAUAUCACUGGCGCAUCCAUCAAUUCAACCAGCAAUGAUUUAAACAUAAAUUUCCAUGAUUUGGACAUCCCAUUAUAUCAACCAAUCUAUCCUACACAGAAUGAAGACCUAUCCGCUUGCUUCACAUCAUUUCCACCAAAUGAAAUGCUAGGGUUUACAGCUAAAACCGCAUCAUCAGAUGUCACUUCCCUGCUUAACAAGAGUUUUCAGCAUGAUAAUAGUGUAUUUGAUGGGGCAGAACAAAGUAUGAAUGGCUACUACAGUAUGAAUUUUUCCCAAGAUGAUACUGAAGGGAAUGUCUGGGGAGGAGAAGAAGUAAGAAAGAGCUUAAACAUGGAUAAUAAUCAUCAUUUGGUUAAUAAUGUUCGAUCAAUUAGAUUUCCCUUCAGUUUGCCUCCUAGCGAACAAACAGAUGGUUGGAAAUCAAAGCUUUCGUGGUAAUCUCGUCAAUAAUCAGAGCAAUGAUACAUGUGGGAGGAGGAGUUUCCAUUUCAUUAAGGAUUUUGAACAAUUUAGCAUUCUCACUGUACAGUGUUCAAUGUAUCGAUUGAAAUUAUUCUAUGUUAACAAAAUCAUCAGCUACAUACAUAUCCCGAUUUUUACAAUUAGAAAGGAUUCCAUUU